CGCGGCUCUUCCUCGAUUUAGGGAACCGUGUGUUUGCGGGCGCAGAUGAGUUCUCCCUAGUCUCGGGAGCGUUAGGCUUGCUGACUCCUCAAGCUUUGUGGGCCUUGCUAAUCUGAAAUAUUCUUAUGACAUGGUAGAAUGUAUAUUGCUUGUCUCUCCAUAGAAUAAUUUGAAAAUGACCACACCGAACAAGACACCUCCUGGUGCUGAUCCUAAGCAGUUGGAGAGGACAGCAACAGUCAGGGAAAUUGGGUCUCAGGCCGUUUGGUCACUCUCUUCUUGCAAACCAGGGUUUGGAGUGGAUCAGUUACGAGAUGACAAUCUAGAAACUUACUGGCAAUCUGAUGGCUCCCAGCCUCAUUUAGUGAACAUCCAAUUCAGAAGGAAAACAACAGUGAAGACAUUGUGUAUUUAUGCAGACUACAAAUCUGAUGAAAGCUACACUCCAAGCAAAAUCUCAGUCAGAGUAGGAAAUAAUUUUCAUAACCUUCAAGAAAUCCGGCAACUUGAAUUGGUGGAACCAAGUGGCUGGAUUCACGUUCCUUUGACUGACAAUCAUAAGAAGCCAACUCGCACAUUCAUGAUACAGAUUGCUGUCCUAGCCAAUCACCAGAAUGGAAGAGAUACCCACAUGAGACAAAUUAAAAUAUAUACACCAGUAGAAGAGAGCUCCAUUGGGAAAUUCCCUAGAUGCACAACCAUCGAUUUCAUGAUGUAUCGUUCAAUACGGUGACUUUAAAAUGGACAGAAGUGAACAGACAUUUGUUUUAUCCUAAUAUGGUGACUUUAAAAUGGACGGAAGUGAACAGACAUUUGUUUUAUCCUGUCAUUGCAUAGUAUAUCAAGUAUCUUUGGUGAAAAAGCAUGUUACUUUGCAAUUUUACAUACAUUUAAAAAUAAUUUAGAUAAAUAACUUUUAGGUCAUGUUUGUUUUUUAUGUAAUAAAGCUCAUAUAUUUUAUGUUGCUAAAAAUGAA
This is a messenger RNA of Grammomys surdaster, 976 nucleotides long. It is a transcript of the gene Anapc10, whose product is annotated as anaphase promoting complex subunit 10. NCBI's taxonomy places the organism in Eukaryota, Metazoa, Chordata, Mammalia, Rodentia, Muridae. The record is from RefSeq and is a predicted model, not a curated record. The coding region runs from base 176 to 733 and encodes 185 amino acids. Gene Ontology annotation, cellular component: anaphase-promoting complex. The transcript has 5 exons. Gene Ontology annotation, biological process: anaphase-promoting complex-dependent catabolic process; protein K11-linked ubiquitination.